AUGUUAGGUGGAGGGGGACUUGAGAAGCUGCUCUACUCUGAAAGUCGGAUUUUCCUCGAUCAUGUGAGGCCCGCAUUGAGAAAAGGGACGCCUCCAUUAUAUUUGAACGGCCAGCCAAGGCCAGUGACGCGACUAUGUCCGACGGGAUUGAGCGUGCGGUGUCGGGCGUCAGGCCGAUCGGGAAUGACGGAACAGCGGCCCCAUGGAGACCCUUAAGCAUUCAUGGAAAAGAACAAAAUAGCUGCUUUUCACAGAGAGAGAGAGAGAGAGAGAGAGAGAGGUUUCAAGAACUGGCUGAGGAGAAUAGGGAAGGAGAGAGAGUGCGAGAUGGUUUAA
This is a messenger RNA of Spirodela intermedia, 336 nucleotides long. Lineage: Eukaryota; Viridiplantae; Streptophyta; Magnoliopsida; Alismatales; Araceae. The record is from the annotation of a GenBank genome assembly.